GGGCGGAGGGGGGUGGUGCGUUUGACCGGGAAGCGAGAAUGCGUGAUGAGUUGUUAGGUGGCUUGCGCUACAAAAGGAGGAGUGGUGGUGCUGGGGUAGGCCCUUUUUUGUUUUUGCAUGUUUUUGGAGCGGCUGGAUGAGUGGGUGGGUGGGUUGGUUGCACCAGUUUUCUCAAGACUUGUGAGUGCGCGUAGUCAAAUAGAACAGCUCCGGUAAAAAAAAAAUGUUGCACCCUUUUUCGUCAUACAGCCUGUGCGGAUGAACCCCAUUUCUUUGAAGGUUGAGAUUAAUCGCAGGCAGCAUUUUUUUUUGAGCGGCUACUUCACUGCCGUUUAGCGCAGGCUUGUGACUCGAGCAACCGCUCUCAAAAGGCAUUUAGUGCUUUACAGCUCCAUUACGGUAUUGCCCCUUAAACUUCACGGUUCAAUGUUCGAUAGUUUCGGUUCGGUCCACGUUUUGCAGCCCGCGACUUUUUUUCCGAGCUUAGCGCGGGUACGGAUGAGUGACGUGCGAAGUCAAGUCGGAGGAGGAAGAGCUGUGGCGUGAGCUAGGCGUUGGCUGCACCUUCCCCUCCUGCUGCGGUCUUGAGAAAAAAAAACCCGGGGUGGAUUAUUUGUGCUUCAAGCUUGAAAAGGAAUGCGAGUCCUGCAUGCAGUUGCAUUUUCCUCUUGGAGGAGGGGCGUUGAGGCCUGCGUGGGAGAUGUCCCUGCACCCGGGGUCGGACUACACUCGCUCGAGCCACGCCGUGGGCCGCAGAGGAAGAUGAGAGACCUGGGCCCUGAUUGGACUAGUGUCGCCAUCGCGUCCGUCCCCGCAAUGUGACCCACUCCAUCGCAGCACGGGAACGGGGGGGAGAGAAGACCCCAAAUACGCACAGAGACACGCUCACAAGUGGGAAGACGGAUAUAUAUCGAAGUCCCUCCAAAUACAAUGCAGGUUUGGUUGGCGGUAAGGCCUGACAACCUCCAUAAAAAUAGAGCGAUAGUUUAAUACAUUUUGCGGUGUUAUUUUUCGACAGUGAAAUACUACAAGUGGCAAUUCACGAGACGCACUCGAGCUUUCAUGUCUCAGGGACCCGACGUUUGGUUUUGUCAUUGAUUCGGAGCAACGGCAGUGUCGACAAAAAACCGCCCCCGACGCGAUUAUUCCUCUUGCACAUUCCUGAUGACGCUGUGCCCACACUCACCCCCGAUCACCGUAGCCGUUUAGUUCCUCCCAUGCGUUUUAUUUAUUUGACCUGAGCCAAAUUGCGGUUACCGCGGCUGGGAGCGCACGAGCGAGACAUGGAGGAGCACUCGCGGGAUGGCGGGAAGCCUCCAGGCGCCCCACACUCGCACCUGUAUGGCAGCGCGUUCGCCGUCGACGCCGCCGCCAACGCUGCCGGCGUCGCCACCGAGGCGCAAGUGGCGGGCGCGGCGGUCGGAGUGUCGGGUCCCGCAGGCAAGCAGCCAUCCGCCCUCCAGCCGCCGCUGCUGCCGCCACACCGAGGCACCGGUAUAGACCCGCCGCCACGACCGGCGAGCCUCCCGCACACCGUCAACCAUGGGGGCCAGGCAGCGGCGCCAGCGGACGCCGGCAUGUCGUUGGGCGAGUGGCCCAACAGCGUGGGCGCCUACGUGGGCUACGUGGGCAUGCAGUACGGCGGAUACGGUGUGGAGCAGCAGCAGGGCACUGUGCAUGAGCGGCAGCAGCAACCACAACAACAGCAGCCACAAAAGCAGCAGCAGGUGCAGCAACAGCAGCAGCAGCAACAGCAGCAGCAGCAGAGGGCGGCAUCUGGAGCCUUGCAUGACUUGAACUCCUUCACGCAGACAUUUGCGCAGAGAUUGCAACCGCCACCCUCUCAAGUGCAGCAGCAGCAGCAGCAACAACAACAACAGGCCACCCUCCAGGGCAGCACUCUGAGACACCUUUUGGUGGUAAAACCUGAACAGCCCACACAAGUGAGCACUCAGCAGCAACAGCAGCAAAUUCAGAUAGAGAUGCAGCAACGGCAAUUGCUGCAGCGGCAGCAGCAGCAAAUGCAGCAGCAGGAGCAGCAGCAGCAACAGCAGCAGCAGCAGCAACAGCAGCAGCAGCAACAGCAGCAGCAGCAACAACGUUUACAAGAGCAAAUGCAGCAGCAGCAACAUCUGGCCGGGCUGUAUCUGCUACAACAGCAGUUGAGGAACAGCAACUUGCAAGUGCAACAGACUGCUGACAUGCAGCCACAGCUGCAGUCACAUGCCAUGCAACAGCAACAGCAGCAGCAACAACAGCAAGGCAUGUCUUUGUCGCAACAGCAGUUGCAUCAGCUACAACUGCAACAGCAAUUUAAGCACAACCCGAUUAACCAAAAACAUCCGUACCAAAUCCAGUUAAUGCAGCAGCAACAGAUACAACUACAGCUGCAGCAACAGCAUCUGCAGCAACAGCAGCUGCAACAACAGCAGCUACAGCAACAGCUGCAGCAGCAAGAGCAGCAACAGCAUUUGCAGUUGCAGCACAGCGGCAACAGACUGGCGCAGCUGACUGAUGGAACGCAGCAGGCGGUGCUCGCAGGGGCCACAGCAGCAGCAGCUUUGGCGCAGCAGCAGGCACGGGAACAGCAGCAGCAGGCGGUGGUGACGGUGAUCGGAGCUGGCCUUCCUGUUGGAAUGGCUGCACUGGGGCCCCAGCCACCCACGCACAGCAGCGAGCAACGGCCGGUGCCAGCAAGUAUGCAGGCAGACAAGCCAGCAAGUGAGCCAUGCCCACCAGAGCUAUCCCAACAUGCCUUGGAGCACUCAAUGACCACUCCGUUGUCGGGAAGCCUGGAUGCCGACGUUCGAUCUGAGGACGUGCCCUUUUUCCGGGACCCGGACGAGCAGCAGGGCGAUCCGGCACCGUUCGUCAUGCCCGUGUCGGUGCCCGUGUCGUCGGUGCCUGUGCGCCCGCUGUCCGGCGAGGGUGUUGCGCCGGAUGACCGCAUGCCUGUGCUGCAGCGCGUCUCCGAGGCGGGCCCCGCCAAGACUCCGCCGCCUCCCACGCUCGCCCCGCCGACCCUGCCGGCCGUGACGCCGCCCACGGUCCUCGCGGACACGCCGCACCGUCCAUCGUCGCGGCAAGAGGUCACACGCAAGCACUCUGUGCCGGGCAAGUGGAAGUACCGGCAUCGCCCCGACCCGCUCAUCAUCCCUCCGCCGGGACCCCUGCUGGUGUCGCAGUCCUACCCGGGUGCCACACUCUACCAGAGCCAGCUGCGAUCGCCGCGCGCGCUGGCGGCCGACGCCGCGGUGCCGCCCUACACACCGCCGCCCAUGCUCAGCCCCAUCCGCCACGGCACGGGCCUCUACUUCAGCACGGUGCUGUCGGCGGCCGGGGCUCCGGCCAGCGGCGCCGCCACGCCAGCGUUCACCACGCCGCGCACGCUGCUCAACCGCACCGUGAGUGCAGAGACAAGCAGUGCGGUCACAUCUGCAGGGGAAGAGAUGCAGAUUGAGCCUCAUAUAAACAUCGGGCCCGCGUUCCAGGCCGACAUCCCCCAUCUUCGUGAUAAGCGGCUCGUGGAGAAGGACAAGCACCCCGCCCACAUGGUGUGGCAGCCGUGGCCCGACCUCGCCAAGCCCGACACGAUGGCCCAAGUGGAGCAGGUGCUGAACCUCGCGUGCUCCAGCGCCCUGCCAGGUGGUGGGACCAAUCGCGAGCUGGCGCUGCACUGCCUACACCGCACCCGUGGAGAUGUCAUGGCUGCAAUGGAACUUCUCCUGCUGCGCGGCCCCACUCUGCCUCCCUCUGACCCUCUCUCCAACUACCACUACGCUGGGUCGGACAACUGGACGCCACUGGAGAAGAAGCUCUUUUACAAGGCAAUCGCUGCUCACAACAAGGACUUCAUCCUGGUGCACAAGAAGAUUAAGAACAAGACGGUGGCACAGUGCGUCGAGUACUACUACACCUGGAAGAAGGUGAUCAAGUUCCGACGACACCACACGCGGCUCUGCGGCAUGCGCCCCGGCGACCUGGACGAGCUGGAGAGCAGCGGCUACGACCCUGGGCGGUCCUCGUCCCCCUCUCCGUCGCUGUCCUCUCCCACGUCGUCGUCGUCGGUGAUGGAAGAGGAGGAGGAGGAAGGGGAGGUGAUGGCUUCGCACCGGGGCUCCCGGUCCUCGGUGGCCGCAAACCCUCUGCCGCCGCCUCCCCCUCCUGCCGCUGCCGCCACGACGUUCACCUGCGACGUGCCACGCUGUGGGGCGAUCUUUCCAUCCAAGCAGGCGCUCAACGGCCACGCUCGUGUGCACGGUGGCAUCGACCUGGCGUUCCGCACCGGCCUCGCCAAACCCGGGCCGCCCGCCAUACCGCCACCCCCUCCCUUCCGUGGGCCCCUAAUACGGCUGCCCAACCCAGCACCACCGCAGCCGCCGGCCCCGGCAGAACGGGCCCAGCACCCCACGCCCGUGCCCCCCUCCAACACCGUGCCCCCCUCGGCAACGGCGCAGCCCCGGCUAUCCCCCGUACACGCGGCCACGCACCUUGGUGGGCCCAGGCUACCGACCUUGAUGCAGCACCAGCAGCAGCAGCACCAGCAGCACCAGCAGCAGAAGCAGCAGCAGCAACAGCAGCAGCAACAGCAGCAGCACGUGGCGAUGACGGUGACAGUGAGGGCUCCCCGGCCUCCCGCGCCGUCCGUCGCGUACACGGGGCCUCGCACCAAGACCUCGUCGUCGAACCGCACCAAGGCGUCGAUGGCCGUGUGUCACUACGACGAGGACGGCACGGAGAUCUUCCCCUGCAAGGAGUGCGGCAAGGUGUUCACCAAGGUGAAGAGCCGCAACGCGCACAUGAAGUCGCACCGCCAGCAGGAGGAGCAGCAGCGACAGGCGGCUCGCAAGGCGACGGCCACCGCACAGGCGGCGAUCGCGGCGGCGGCGGCGGCGGCGGCGGCGGCGGCAACAGCCGCCCACCCGCCGUCUUCGGCAAGCAGCGUGCACGCCGGCAACGCUCAUCCGCCCGCCGAAUCCAGGAACAUUGGCACGAUCGCAGCAACGGCAGCAGCUGGCGCGGUCGGAGUCGUCUCCGUGCAGCCCCCGUUGCAGCAGCGGCCGCCUCCGUCACUCGCGAGCGUCCACGCGCCAAACGCUCGGCCACACAACGCCACCGCCAACUCGUGCGCCAACGCGCACACGGCUGCCCCCGUGCCCCCCUACUUGGGUGGAGCCGGCGGCGGCAAGAACAGCAGCGGCGCGAUAGAUGGCGUUGGUAACACGCGCAUCGACGGUGGUGGCGUCGUCGUCGGCACCCAGCAGCAGGCUUCGAUUGUCUUGGUGCCGAGUGCGCAGGGAGGAGCCGCUGUUCACCCGGACACGUGGUGUGACGAAGAGAUAGACAUGGUCUUCAUCGACUCCGACCUUGUCAUCGACGAGCAAAUGUGAGGCCGCGGGAAUUAACGAACAAGCCCUGGAGGUUCGUGUGGAUGAGCGCCAAGAGGGAGAAUGGGACAGAUGGGGUUCAGGAGAUGGGCAGAUCUGAGUAAGUUUGUGAAUGAACAGCAUGGGCAAUGUGGACGCUUCUAUCUGCUGUUGCCAACUUUACCCCUCUUAUCCUGUGCACCAUUCUGCCAGCACCUAGUGAAACGUAUCGGCCUCGUGGCGGUUGUGUCAGAGUGAUCAGUGCAUUCUUCUCCAUAUUCACUUAGUGCUUCCCCAACCACAGGCCUGUUGGAGCAAUAUGAAGCGUGGGCAAUUACACAGUGCUUUAUUUACCUGGGCUCAACAUUGAUGUGCCAUCCAGCAGGGCCUGCCUCCAGCCAUCUAUUUUAACUCCGUGUUGAACGUACACACUGUCUAUAUCCAGUACCCAUUAGGUAAUUUAGUUUGCAAAGUGUUCGCACACUGAAAGGUUCGUUGAGGUGGGCCCCACCACCCACCCUGUUGGCAGUCUUGAGCCAGUGCUAUAAGUUCCAUGUCCUUGUAGCUGUGGAUAAUCUCAAUGUAGAACAGCUGCUUUUUGCCGACUUCCCACAGAGUGUUACUCGUUUUAUGGACCCAGGGUGAUGUUUGACGGUGUUCAGAGUCAAAUCUGUCAACCGUGAUCUCAACUAGUGUCACUAUAACUGCGAGUGGAACACUCGAAUCGCCACGCCAUGCAGCCAGGGAAAGCGGUUUAAAGUUACCACCACGUCGCCCUGCACAAAUCAGUGGUGGAGCUGCACUCAUGUUCAUUGGUACCCCAGGGCCAGUAGUGGAAAUUUUUACAAUCCUACGAAAGCAUCAAACAAGCCCCCCCAAAGGGAGGAAAUACAACCAAAAGUACAUAGCCUGCUCAGAUGGAACGAUCAGCAUGCAUUUGCUCAUUGGGACAACGUCCUACAGAAGUGGAGAGGAUAUGUUAUCUCUCUCCCCUGGUACGCAGGAGGCCGUGAGUUCGAACCCGACCCUGACGAUGCCUAUAAAUUUGAGUUUGCGUGUUCUCUCCCCAUGGUCGUGUGGAUUUUUUCCGGGUUCCUUCGGUUUUGCCCUCCACUU
Messenger RNA from Petromyzon marinus (sea lamprey), 6482 nucleotides. RefSeq lists its product as uncharacterized. The record is from RefSeq and is a predicted model, not a curated record. Gene Ontology annotation, molecular function: transcription corepressor activity. Gene Ontology annotation, biological process: negative regulation of DNA-templated transcription; regulation of transcription by RNA polymerase II. Lineage: Eukaryota; Metazoa; Chordata; Hyperoartia; Petromyzontiformes; Petromyzontidae. Gene Ontology annotation, cellular component: histone deacetylase complex; transcription regulator complex.